This is a messenger RNA of Penicillium samsonianum, 510 nucleotides long. Its product is annotated as GFA family protein. Lineage: Eukaryota; Fungi; Ascomycota; Eurotiomycetes; Eurotiales; Aspergillaceae. The transcript is spliced from 3 exons. Bases 1 to 510 code for a protein of 169 amino acids. The record is from RefSeq and is a predicted model, not a curated record. Gene Ontology annotation, molecular function: carbon-sulfur lyase activity.
AUGGGCCGCGCUAACGCCAAUGACUCUCUUGGGCACAAUGUCGAGGUUGAAGAUUACACAAAGCGGCCGCCAUAUUUGCUACAGCCCUUGCAAGAAUUUGGCGAAAUCAAGUGGCACGCUCAAUGCCAGUGUGGCGAGGUUAAAUAUGCACUGAGACGCGAAAGACCAUUGAACGCCAAGUUCUGUCACUGUCGCCAGUGCCAGGUCUUGCAUGGCGCGCCCUUCCAGUGGGCGGCUAUAUUUCCCAAAGAAGACAUCCGGUUCGAGAAGGGGACUGAAGGUCUGUCAUUCUAUGCGGCCGGGGAGAAAAACAACAAGUACCAAACACCCACAAAGCCGGACGAGCAGCGGCACCGAGUGCAAACGUUCUUGCCAACGUGCCACAUCUUCUAUGAAAAUCGUUUGAGAGACAUUCACGAUGGAAUUACCAAGUGGUCGGGAAUGGACGAGCAGAGCCAGCAACUAGAUGACGAUGGUCAGCCGCAAUAUUGGGAUGAUAGCUUUGCAUGA